Molecule: messenger RNA, 1020 nt
Organism: Oppiella nova
Lineage: Eukaryota; Metazoa; Arthropoda; Arachnida; Sarcoptiformes; Oppiidae
Source: the annotation of a GenBank genome assembly
GAGUGCGAUGCAUUCAAAGCCAACUCCAAGUUCGCGGCCGUUCCCAUCGGUCCCACGUGUAACCAAUUGGCUGUACUCAACGUCGGCAAAGGGCAGCGACUCCCAGGAGGUGUUAUCCCGCAUCUAGUCUGCGGCCAUACGGUCGCUGACUUCUCGUUUGAUCCGUUCGACGAGCAUAUGCUGGCCGUCGGGUGUGAUAACGGAGUGAUUCAGUUCUGGAGGAUUCCCGAGAAGGGAUUGACUGACAAUUUGGAUGAAUUGAACAGUCAAUUGGUAGCCCAUAACGAUAGGAUAACUAUCAUUCAAUACCACCCCAACGCCAAACACGUCUUGGCGUCGUUUGCCAUGGAUUUGGAUCUAAUCGUCUGGAAUAUAGAGACAAUGGAACAGAAGAUUAAGAUUAGCGCUCAUUCGGAACCGUUGUUUUGUAUGUCUUGGAAUCCAGACGGAGAUCUGUUGGCAACCCUUUCCAAGGAUCAAAAGUUGCGAAUCUUUAACCCUCGCGACGGAGAGCAACAACUGGUUGACGAGGGUUUGGCCACUCAGGGCAGUCGUGGGGGACGGGUGUGUUGGGCACAGAAAGGCAAUCUCGUGAUCGUCACCGGCUUUAGCAGAGUAUCUGAGCGACAGUUUCUAGUCUUCGAUAAAAACGAUUUGUCGAAACCGUUGGCAUCGGAAGGCCUGGACGUGUCGCCGGCUAUACUGAUCCCCUUCUACGACAACGACAGUUCCACUCUAUUCCUGACAGGAAAGGGCGACUCAACGAUAUUCACAUUCGAGGUGUCGUCGCCGACAGACGGCCCGCCAUUCAUUCAUCACUUGUCGCACUACAACACACCGACGCCGCACCAGUCGCUGUCAUAUCUGUAUAAAUGCUUUUGCGACGUCCGGGCCGUGGACCGUAACUCUGAUCCGUGUUUCAAGAAGACAUCGCCCGCUGUCUGCGAGGGGUUUAUACCGACGCCAUCGUCGGUGAUGAUAGCACUGGUGGCCGGCGUUUGUUUGAACUGUCAAUGGAUA